AUGGCGCCGCGAACAGAGUGCACGACCUGCGAGCGCAGAGUACAGACAUCAUCUCUUCCCCGAGUUUGCAAGGACAGCGGCUGCGAUCAUGGGCGAGAGACAUGCAGAAGAUGCUGGCACAAAUGGAUCGAGACGCAGGUCAAAGGUGGCGCCGCACUCGACCAGAUCUCCUGCAUCCAGUGCAGCAACGUCCUAGUUCAAAGCGAUAUCAAGAAGCUCUGCACUGGUCCAGUGUACACAGCAUACGAAGAUGCACUACUCAAAGCAGCUCUCUCCCAAGACCCAGACUUCCGCUGGUGCAUUUCGCCAAAAUGCAAAGGGGGUCAGAUUCACCACGGCGGCGACAUCUUCACCUGUAACAGCUGCCGCCACAAGGCUUGUGUCCAUUGCAACGUGGCGUGGCACCCCGAGGAGACCUGUGAGGCAUACAAGCAGCGCAUGCAGAUCCAGCCCGGAGAAGAAGAGGCUUCGGCAAAGGCACUCGAGAAGGUUGCGAAGUUGUGUCCGAGGUGUAGUCGGAAGCUGCAGAAGAAUGGGUAA
Molecule: messenger RNA, 540 nt
Organism: Fulvia fulva
Lineage: Eukaryota; Fungi; Ascomycota; Dothideomycetes; Mycosphaerellales; Mycosphaerellaceae
Product: E3 ubiquitin-protein ligase RNF19B
Exons: 2
Coding region: 1-540 (179 amino acids)
Biological process (GO): positive regulation of proteasomal ubiquitin-dependent protein catabolic process; ubiquitin-dependent protein catabolic process; protein polyubiquitination
Cellular component (GO): ubiquitin ligase complex; cytoplasm
Molecular function (GO): zinc ion binding; ubiquitin conjugating enzyme binding; ubiquitin protein ligase activity
Source: RefSeq, a predicted model, not a curated record